GGAGAUGGAUGGUGACACGUGGAGCUGCUGGGUGCCAGCCCCGGGCCAGCUUGGGCUCUCACGCCUGGGCUGUCCUGCCUGCCCCGGGGCAGUUCUGCUGUCACUGGGUCCCAGCUUUCCUGUUGUGCUGGGAGCUGAGUGAGGGAGCUCAGCCUGGCACUCGGAUUUUCAAACACAAAGCCAAGCUGGGAGCGAGGGAGCACUGUCUGAACUCCUGCCUUACCAUGAGCAUCUUGCCAUGUUCCUCGUGCAGUUUGCAGGUUUAAACCACCUGUCCUUCGACCCUGCCAGCACCGAGUCCCUGGGGCUGGGCAGCGCCGCUGGCCCGCGGGUGUCGGACAGCCCGGCUGAGGAUGGAAGCGGCCUGGGAAAGAGGAAGAGGAGCAGCAUUCCCCCAGCAGAUGGUGGCAGAAAUCUGAGCCUGGACUCCAUUCUGAUGGGAUUGCCAAUGUCCGACCCGACUGCCUGGGCCACCGCCAUGAACAACCUGGGCAUGGCUCCCAUGGGCAUGACAGGACAGCCCCUCCUGCCUGAUUUUGAUCCUGCUCUUGGAAUGAUGACUGGAAUCCCUCCAAUCAACCCCAUGAUGCCAGGCCUGGGGAUUGUCCCACCUCCCAUCCCUCCGGACAUGCCGGCUGUGAAGGAGAUCAUCCACUGCAAGAGCUGCACUCUCUUCCCACCUAACCCACAUCUUCCCCCUCCAGCCACAAGAGAGAGGCCCCCAGGGUGCAAGACAGUGUUUGUUGGAGGCCUGCCGGAAAACGGGACGGAGCAGAUCAUCAUGGAGGUGUUUGAGCAGUGUGGGGAGGUCAUAGCUAUCCGCAAGAGCAAGAAGAACUUCUGCCACAUCCGCUUUGCUGAAGAGUUCAUGGUGGACAAGGCACUUUACCUGUCUGGCUACCGCAUCCGGCUGGGCUCCAGCACGGACAAGAAGGACACGGGGCGGCUGCACGUGGACUUUGCGCAGGCACGGGAUGACCUGUACGAGUGGGAGUGCAAGCAGCGCAUGCUGGCGCGGGAGGAGCGGCACCGGCGCCGCCUGGCCGAGGAGCGCUUCCGCCCGCCCUCCCCGCCCCCCGUCGUCCACUACUCCGACCACGAGUGCAGCGUGGUGGCCGAGAAGCUGAAAGAUGACACCAAGUUCUCGGAAGCCAUCCAGACCUUGCUGACCUGGAUAGAACGCGGGGAAGUGAACAGGAGAACUGCUAACAACUUCUACUCCAUGAUCCAGUCGGCCAACAGCCACAUACGCAGGCUCGUCAAUGAGAAGGCGGCUCACGAGAAGGAGAUGGAAGAAGCUAAAGAGAAGUUCAAACUGGCUCUCUCAGGGAUCCUGGUGCAGUUCGAGCAGAUAGUGGCCGUGUACCAUUCUGCCUCCAAACAAAAGGCUUGGGACCAUUUCACGAAAGCUCAGCGUAAGAACAUCAGCGUGUGGUGCAAACAAGCAGAGGAGAUCCGUAACAUCCACAAUGAUGAGCUGAUGGGCAUUCGGAGAGAGGAGGAGAUGGAAAUGUCUGAUGAAGAAAUAGAAAACCCAGCAGAGAUGAAAGAAACGGAAGAGUCAGCGCUGGUGUCGCAGGUGGAGGCGCUGAAGGAGGAGAACGACAGCCUGCGCUGGCAGCUGGACGCCUAUCGCAACGAGGUGGAGCUGCUCAAGCAGGAGCAGGGCAAGGCCUCCAGGGAUGAGGACACCACCAAGGAGCAGCAGAUGAAGCUCCUCCAGCAGGCUCUGCAGGGCAUGCAGAAGCAUCUUUUGAAAGUCCAAGAGGAGUACAAAAAAAGAGAAGCUGAGUUGGAAAAAGUGAAAGAAGACAAACUUAAAAUAGAAACAUUACUAGAAAACCUGAAGGAGCAGCAGAGCAUGGCAGAUGAAGAGGACAAGGAGGGAGAUGCAGCUGACUGCCAAGGGAAUGAGAGCAGCACGUCCAGAGUUUGUGCCUGCAGCCAGGAGAAAGAAUGUCCAGUGGAGAAGACCUUGAGCAACAGCCCUGUGAAAUCUGAACGAGAAGUUCUCUUAGUUGGGAUAAUUUCAACGUUUCUCCAUGUGCAUCCCUUUGGAGCCAGCAUUGAGUACAUCUGCUCCUACCUGCAGCGCCUGGACAGCAAGAUCUGCACGGCAGAGGUGGAAGUUCUCAUGACACGACUGCAGAACACGUUCCGGCAGGAGCUGAGCGGGGUUGGGGCCAGCCUGGAGAAGAGGUGGAAGUUUUGUGGCUUUGAUGGGUUGAAAAUGACUUGAGCUUUGACUUAACACUGCAAACAGUGGGAUGUGGAUGCUGAGAAAACCUGGGAUGCUCCUUCCUCUGUUCCUGAUGAUUCCCUCACACCAUGGCCUCGGGGUACAAAGUGUAAGAGUGAAACCAAGUCCAGAGCAGCACGGGAAGAACCUCCAAGUUCUGCAGCUGCUUUGAUCAGUUAUUUGUUAUUGGGCAAGUGCUGUUCAAUAUAUUUGGGGAAAAAAGCUCCUGCCUGACCCUUUGAAGCACAGCGUGUUGACUCUGUGUUCUGCCAAUGUUGUAUGUGCUUGCGUGCCCAAAUUCCUUCUCCUCAACCUUCCUUCUGCUAGGAACGGCCACAGACUGUCCUGAAGCAACAACAAAGGGGCUUCUUCUGGUUUCUAGAUCACCAAAA
This is a messenger RNA of Motacilla alba alba, 2631 nucleotides long. RefSeq names its product ecto-NOX disulfide-thiol exchanger 2 (gene ENOX2). Gene Ontology annotation, cellular component: external side of plasma membrane; plasma membrane. The transcript has 15 exons. Gene Ontology annotation, biological process: ultradian rhythm. Bases 239 to 2239 code for a protein of 666 amino acids. Lineage: Eukaryota; Metazoa; Chordata; Aves; Passeriformes; Motacillidae. The record is from RefSeq and is a predicted model, not a curated record. Gene Ontology annotation, molecular function: RNA binding; protein-disulfide reductase activity.